This is a messenger RNA of Phyllotreta striolata, 1962 nucleotides long. Lineage: Eukaryota; Metazoa; Arthropoda; Insecta; Coleoptera; Chrysomelidae. The record is from the annotation of a GenBank genome assembly.
AAGUGAAAGCGGUUUUUACAAUCGAAUUUGAUUUCAAGGUUUAUCCCACAACCAAUUUUCCUACUGAUGGACAUAUCCUCUUCACGUUACAUUAUAUUACAACCUACUAAACAACAACCAAAACUCAACCAUGAGACUCCAUUACGUUCCCAUCGUAAUUUACUUGUUGCUGUUCGUGCAAGCGAAAAAACGUUGCCGUAGAGUGACCAGAGUCCUCGACUAUUACAAGCUAAAGAGUUGCUACAGAUCCACUCUACCGUCUGUGUACCGCACGUACGCGAACCAGCUCGAAGAUUGCGUCGAAACAGCGAGGCAAAAGAGAGGCCUGGCGUUCAAUUUCAGCCCGCCAGAAGCCAGAUCAUCCAGUAAUUACAUCGCCACGUGCCAGAUACUGGAAUGUCCGGAGACGGCGAACAGUUCCACCCUGAUCGAGGACGUAACUUUCGAUUAUUACAGCGCCUACGGGAACUGGACGGCCACGAGGAACGCGUCUUGCGUGAGAAACAUCGGAUUGUUCGUUGUGACGGAGGAGAAGCACGGUUACUACAGCUCCAUAAGCGCGUGUCAAAGCUUGGGGGCUGAUUUGGCAGACGUAACGUCUCAAACUAGGUCUAGGGAAUUGUCUAAAAUUAUAAACAACUCGUUAGACGGGUGGUAUAAAGUCGCGUACGUGGGUUUGGACGAUGUUGAACAACGGGGGCGGUUUGUGAAUGCUGUAGACUUGCCUUUGAGUUGUACUGCGUUCAGGGCGUGGGCGCCGGGUCAUCCUGUUGCAAAUUCUUUCUACCACCAUUGCGUGGUUUUAGACGACGAUAAUUUGUGGAGAGUGGUCGAUUGCAGGAGGAAAUUGCGAGGUUUGUGCGAAUUUUACCCAGAACGACCGGAAUCGUAUUUAAAGUUGUGCCAAAACGUAAUUAAUAAAGGUAUGAAAUUAGCGAAAUACAUAAGUUUAUUUUCCAACGGUAUAAGACACUUAGCGACAGUUUCAAAACCGAAAAGUUACUAUGAAGCCCUGGGAUUAACCCCUAACGCCACUCAAACCGAAAUCAAGUCGGCCUAUUACAAAUUGUCCAUGAUCUAUCACCCGGACAAGAACAAGGACGAAGUGUCCCAUCAAAAAUUCAGAGACAUAACGGAGGCGUACGAAACAUUAGGCAACACUCGAACUAGAAAAAUGUACGAUAGAGGUUUACACAUUAGAAAAGAUGAUGCUCGUUUACACAAUUUCCACAAAUCCAGCGAAACGAAGGAAAAAUAUACAGCUCCGAGUGGUAAAACGCCCGUGUACGAUUUCGAUGAAUGGGCCAAGGCGCACUACGAGACAGCCUUUCGAAGGAAAGCGGCAAAUAAACGACGUUAUGCCGAAUACGAACGUAUGAGACAGGUCGACUCGAAUAGUAAGAAAUACGAGACGAUCAGUUUUGUAGUAACGAUGGCCAUAAUAACGGUGCUAUUAUUUCAAAAAAUGGACUACGACCAGGUUGAAACUCCUCCUAAGAAAGUCGUUGUAGUGGAACAAACAAGUUCUAGUAAUGAAGAUACGAGUAAAAAGAGCUAGAACUUUACAAACUAUAAUUUAGUCAAAAUAAUCGCGAUUACCUUAUUUAUUUCGUUUUUCCUACAGGAAAAAUUAAAAUUUACAUUCUCUUUACUCAAAUUGUUGAUAAUAGUUUAAAUAUUUGUACUUACCCUAAUCUCACAACCUUUUGGUAAGUUCUUUCUUAUUAUCUUGAAGUUCUAGAUGAACAUCAAAUCGAAGUCUCUGUGAUGGUUUACUUCAGAGGAGUUUAUUCCAAGCCCAAUUCUACAAAUCAAUUACAAACCAAGAAUAAUUUAUAAUUUGAAUAUAGUAUUACAGUAAACUAUUCAAAAAAUAAAUUAAUCUCGAUUUGUAUGAAACUUGUACAAUUGGUCCAUAACACUAUUUGUUAAAUUAAAUUAAUAAAAACCUGAUAAAUAAAU